GGGGAGACCGGGAGCCGAGGGCCGGCGCCCAACGAGGCCCCCAGCCGCGGCCGCGCGCGGACCUCCAGCCCGGCGGCCCGGCCCGGCCGAGCCCAGGGGGGCGCCCCCGAAGCGAGGGGCCCGGCCGGCGGCUGAGGCUUGUCUGCGUGGUUUCCAGUUGCCAUGAGGAAGCCUCGCCGAAAGUCCCGGCAGAAUGCCGAGGGCCGGAGAUCCCCAUCCCCAUACAGCCUGAAGUGCUCCCCCACACGGGAGACCUUGACGUACGCCCAGGCCCAGAGGAUUGUGGAGGUCGACAUCGACGGCCGCCUGCAUCGCAUCAGCAUUUAUGACCCGCUCAAGAUCAUCACUGAGGAUGAGCUGACCGCUCAGGACAUCACCGAAUGCAAUAGCAACAAGGAAAACAGUGAGCAGCCCCAGCUGCCCGCCAAGUCCAAGAAGCCCUCUUCUAAGGGCAAGAAGAAGGAGUCCUGCUCCAAGCAUGCCUCCGGUACCUCCUUCCACCUCCCGCAGCCCAGCUUCCGCGUGGUGGACACAGGCAGCCAGCCCGAGGCGCCCCCGUUACCUGCUGCGUAUUACCGCUACAUUGAGAAGCCCCCGGAAGACCUGGACGCAGAGGUCGAGUAUGACAUGGACGAGGAGGACCUCGCCUGGCUAGACAUGGUGAACGAAAAGCGGCGGGGCGACGGGUACAGCUCGGUGUCGGCAGACACCUUUGAGCUGCUGAUGGACCGGCUUGAGAAGGAGUCCUACCUGGAAAGUCGGAGCAGCGGGGCUCAGCAAUCGCUGAUUGACGAGGACGCCUUCUGCUGCGUGUGUCUGGACGACGAAUGCCACAACAGCAACGUCAUCCUUUUCUGUGACAUCUGUAACUUAGCUGUGCACCAGGAGUGCUACGGUGUUCCCUAUAUCCCAGAAGGCCAGUGGCUCUGCCGCUGCUGCCUGCAGUCUCCCUCUCGGCCCGUGGAUUGUGUCCUGUGCCCCAAUAAAGGUGGGGCCUUCAAACAGACCAGUGAUGGCCACUGGGCCCACGUGGUCUGUGCCAUCUGGAUCCCUGAAGUCUGCUUCGCCAACACCGUGUUCCUAGAGCCUAUCGAGGGCAUUGACAACAUUCCGCCUGCCCGCUGGAAACUGACCUGCUAUAUCUGCAAGCAGAAAGGGCUGGGUGCGGCCAUCCAGUGCCACAAAGUCAACUGCUACACUGCCUUCCACGUGACAUGCGCCCAGCGGGCCGGGCUCUUCAUGAAGAUCGAGCCCAUGAGAGAAACCAGCCUCAACGGCACCACGUUCACGGUGCGCAAGACCGCCUACUGUGAGGCCCACUCGCCGAGCCUUGCCGCUGCCAGGAGAAAGGGCGACUCGCCCAGAAGCCUCAGCGAAGCCGGGGAUGAAGAUGGGCUGAAAGAGGGUGGCGGGGAGGAGGAAGAGGAAGAAGCAGUGGAGGAGGGCCAGGAAGGCCAGGGUGGAGUGGGCAGCCCCCUCAAGGGGGCUUCUAAGAAGAAUAAGAUGAGUUCAAAGCAGAAGAUCAAGAAGGAGCCAGAGGAAGCUGGCCGGGAGACACCCUCCAUCACUGUCCCCAUGGUCACUGUCCCACAGAUACCCUCUUACAGGUUGAACAAGAUCUGUAGUGGUCUCUCCUUUCAGAGGAAAAACCAGUUCAUGCAGCGGCUGCACAACUACUGGCUGCUGAAACGGCAGGCCCGGAACGGCGUCCCCCUCAUCAGGCGCCUGCACUCCCACUUACAGUCGCAGAGAAACGCCGAGCAGCGGGAGCAGGACGAGAAGACAAGUGCGGUGAAGGAGGAGCUGAAGUACUGGCAGAAGCUCCGCCAUGACCUGGAGCGGGCGCGGCUGCUGAUCGAGCUCAUCCGCAAGCGGGAGAAGCUAAAGCGGGAGCAGGUCAAAGUGCAGCAGGCUGCCAUGGAGCUGGAGCUGAUGCCAUUUACCGUUCUACUGAGGACAACUUUGGACUUGCUGCAGGAGAAGGACCCUGCGCACAUCUUUGCUGAGCCCGUCAGCCUGAGUGAGGUUCCAGAUUACCUGGAAUUCAUAUCCAAGCCAAUGGAUUUUUCUACUAUGAGGCGGAAGCUGGAAUCUCACCUGUACCACACCUUGGAGGAGUUUGAGGAGGACUUUAACCUUAUAGUUACCAACUGCAUGAAGUAUAAUGCUAAAGACACAAUUUUCCACCGAGCAGCUGUCCGCCUGCGGGACCUAGGAGGGGCCAUCCUGCGGCAUGCCCGGCGGCAGGCAGAGAACAUCGGCUAUGAUCCCGAGAGGGGCACCCACUUGCCCGAAUCACCCAAAUUGGAAGACUUUUACCGAUUCUCCUGGGAGGACGUGGAUAACAUCCUCAUCCCAGAGAACCGGGCCCAUCUGUCCCCAGAGGUGCAGCUGAAGGAGCUGCUGGAGAAACUGGAUCUGGUGAGCGCCAUGCGGUCCAGUGGGGCCCGCACCCGGCGUGUCCGCAUGCUGCGCAGGGAGAUAAAUGCGCUUCGCCAAAAGCUGGCACAGCCACCGCCACCUCCACUGCUACCUUCACUGAGCAAGACCGCGUCUAAUGGGGAGCUGCCAGCAGGACCUCAGGGGGCUGCAGCUGUGCCGGAGCAGGCCCUGCAGGAGGAUCCGGAGGACGACAGGGACAGAGAUGAUUCCAAAUUGCCCGCCCCACCAACCCUGGAACCCACUGGGCCUGCACCUUCCUUGUCUGAACAGGAAUCCCCUCCAGAUCCCCCGACCCUAAAACCCAUCAGUAACAGCAAACCUUCAAGCCGGUUCCUAAAGUCCCGGAAGGUGGAAGAUGAUGAGCUCUUGGGAAAGCCAGCCCUGCAGCUGGGGAGCGAGCCCUUGCAGUGCUUGCUUAGUGACAAUGGCAUCGAUAGACUGUCUCUCAUCAACCCUGACAGCCCCCCUGGCACCCCUCACAGCAGUGUGGGCCGCCGAACAUCAGUCCUCUUCAAGAAGGCCAGGAAUGGAGUUAAGCUACAGAGGAGUCCAGAUGGGACCCUGGAGAAUGGCGAGGACCAUGGCACAGUGGACUGUCCUGCUUCUCCAGCCAGCAUGGAGGAUGAGCACUAUUCCAGGAAGCGGCCAAGGAGCAGAAGCUGUAGUGACAGUGAAGGGGAGAGGUCCCCUCAGCAGGAGGAAGAGACAGGCGUGACUAACGGCUUUGGAAAACACACCGAGAGCGGGUCUGACUCGGAAUGUAGUUUGGGUCUCAGUGGAGCUCUGGCGUUUGAAGCUGGCAGUGGCCUGACGCCUCCCAAGCGCAGCCGUGGGAAGCCGGCCCUGUCUCGAGUGCCCUUCCUGGAAGGUGUGAACGGAGACUCUGACCACAGUGGCUCAGGCAGAAGCCUCCUGAUGCCCUUUGAAGACCGCGGAGACCUGGAGCCCUUGGAGCUGGUGUGGGCCAAGUGCCGAGGCUACCCCUCCUACCCUGCCUUGAUAAUCGAUCCCAAGAUGCCCCGGGAGGGCCUUCUGCACAAUGGUGUCCCCAUUCCUGUCCCUCCACUGGACGUGUUGAAGCUGGGCGAGCAGAAGCAGGCAGAGGCUGGAGAGAAGCUCUUCCUUGUCCUCUUCUUUGACAACAAACGAACCUGGCAGUGGCUUCCAAGGGACAAAGUCCUGCCCCUGGGAGUGGAAGAUACUGUGGACAAGCUCAAGAUGCUAGAAGGCCGAAAGACCAGCAUCCGGAAGUCAGUACAGGUGGCCUAUGACCGCGCGAUGAUGCAUCUGAGCCGCGUGCGUGGAACCCACUCCUUCGUCACUUCUAGCUACCUGUAAGAGUGGACUGGGCCUGUGCAGGUCUGCCUUCUUCACCUCUCUUCUGCCCUGCCAAGUGUAUGGCUGGCAGCUUCUUUCUCAUGGCAGGCCCUGACUGAACUGGGUCUCCAAGGGCAAGGCCCAAAAUUGACCAAUCAUGUGGUUCCCCUGGAGGGCCGCUGCGUGCCAAAAACUCCCACCCGAGGUCCCUGGGGAUACUCCACUGAAGAACCACUUAGAAGUAGAAACAGCUGAGAGUCUUGGCCAGCCAGGGAGGUGGACCUGGCCCACAAGGCAAGAGGGCCUAAUCUGGCUUUCUGGGGCCAGCUGGCUCCUUCCAUGCCUCUCCCAGCUAACCAUACCUCAGGGCAGGCAAGGUUCUGACACUGAUCCCAGAGAUGUGCCAGGGUCCCUCGGGAACCCACUGAGCUCCCCUUCCCUCCACAUCACUCAUUCUCGUCGCACCUCCUUGCCUCCUCUCCCUCCCCCAGCCCAGACUCUCCUUCCCACAUUUCUCUGCUUUCUCCCUUGUGCCAAACUGACAGCAACAUCACCAAAUUGAUCUUUUUCUUUGAUGCCCCAUUUCCGUCCUGGCCAGCUGCUAUAGUAGAUAGGUGUCUGCCAGGUACGUGAGUUCAGGUAGAAGCUAUCCCACUUGUGAGGACCCUUCCCCACACCCACGGAAGUCCACACCAGGUCCAGCUGCACACACAUGCCCUGUGGAUGGAGUGGGCUUCCUGCCCUUCGUCUUGCCAUGAGGAGUGCUGAGGGUGGGCCCCUGCCCACACACAUGGCUGAAUGGAUGCUGAAGGUGGCAUGUGCCCUUCAGCUGGCGUGCUGCUCACCCCGUCUCCUGGGCUCUUAUCUUCCGGCAGCAGCCUGAAUCCUUGCUGCAUCACAUCACCGCAGGCGGCAUGGCGCUGCCCUCUGGCUCCCCCGCCGUAGCUCUGCUGCUCCUGCCUCCCAGAGCAGGGGGCACAGCCUUUUUUUCAUACUCUGUCUUCAGCCUCUUCCCCACCUUUACCUCCUCAACCUUCUCCCCUCACCUCCAAAAGGAAGGAAGAAAAACUGUGAAUGAGGAAUGCUGACUGACAAACCGACGCACCCUUCAGAGGCUUCUGCUCUUGACCUUUCUUUUCACCUCUUAAGCACCAAAGCUGCAGGCGGGUUUGCAGACCGCUGAUUGCCAUUUGGUUUCUACCUUGGUGUCAUUUUUAAUUGUUUUACAUUUUUUCAUAGGGGAAUUUUGGGCAAAACAAAGUCCCUGGGGAGAUCACUGCCAUUUUUACAUACUCAAACUUUUUAAAAUACAACCAACCAACCGCCAACUUCUUACACAUUUGGGACAUGAGCCAGCAUUUGAAAGGGAACCAAUACAGCUCACAGAGAGGGCGGGAUUCUGUCCAGGACACAGCACCGCGACAGCUGGGGCGGGACGUGCUGUACAUAACUGUAAGAUACCUUCGUGAGUUCUUCAGGCCUGUACUCUCCAUUGUCGGAACCCUCCAUUGUGCAGCCGUGCAGCGCCAUCUGGUUCAAGGAGCCGUUGCGUUCCCUCUCCCCAGGUAGUUGGUCAGCUGUGGACUCUGUGACCCUCGUCGAAACCUGUGUUGUAAGAUCUCGGGGCUUUCUCCCUCUCUAUCUCCUUCCCCAACACUUUACCUUCUCUGUCUCUUUUUCAGUCUCUGAAUCUUCCACUCUCUCUGAGUCCCGUUUUAAAAACUGCUCUUUUAGAACAGGAUGCGGCUCAGAUCCUGCUGUGGCAUGGGGCCUCAUGUCUCUGUCGCGUCUGCUGUGAAGCACACGAUGCUCUAUUUAUUGUAGAAAGUGACUUUAUUUGCCUUCUAGAAUUGUUUAUAACAGAUGGUUAUAAGAGAGGUAAUAAACAGAAAAGUCUAUGCCUGUAAAGAAUACGAGAGUUAAUUUUACCUACUAUAAUAUGACGUCCUAUUUUCUCUCUGAGAAAUAAAUGUUCUAAUGGGCAGUG
Molecule: messenger RNA, 5746 nt
Organism: Meriones unguiculatus (Mongolian gerbil)
Lineage: Eukaryota; Metazoa; Chordata; Mammalia; Rodentia; Muridae
Gene: Brpf3
Product: bromodomain and PHD finger containing 3
Exons: 13
Coding region: 163-3780 (1205 amino acids)
Biological process (GO): regulation of transcription by RNA polymerase II
Cellular component (GO): MOZ/MORF histone acetyltransferase complex
Molecular function (GO): protein binding
Source: RefSeq, a predicted model, not a curated record